Messenger RNA from Aspergillus melleus, 1272 nucleotides. RefSeq names its product TADA1 family protein. NCBI's taxonomy places the organism in Eukaryota, Fungi, Ascomycota, Eurotiomycetes, Eurotiales, Aspergillaceae. Gene Ontology annotation, cellular component: SAGA complex. Gene Ontology annotation, molecular function: transcription coactivator activity. Bases 1 to 1272 code for a protein of 423 amino acids. The transcript is spliced from 4 exons. Gene Ontology annotation, biological process: regulation of transcription by RNA polymerase II. The record is from RefSeq and is a predicted model, not a curated record.
AUGCAGAUCGACCCGGCUGCCCUGAGUCAAACGGAGCCUGCCUCAACCGCAAUUUCAUCCUCAUCCAAGAAUGCGGCUCCCAGCGCUUCGGCGACUCAGAAGUCGACCAAGGCGCUGAUUUCCGUUCCGCGCUUGGACCUCGAACCCAUCUACACGGAGCUGAAGGCUGCUAUCGGCGACAAUUGGGCUGAGUAUAAAGAGGCCACCACGCUCUUCCUACUAGGGCAGCUGAACCAGAGCGAAGUCUCGGCGCGCGUCGACCAUAUCAUAUGCGCGGAUCAGAAAACCGAGCAUCUCCACAACAAUUUCAUAUGCGCGGUCAUUGGUAACCUAACCAGAGACCUUCCGGAUCAUGGCGUUGCGAGCUGGGUGUCGGCCAACGAUAAACCGUCGGUGGUGUCGAAGCCGACCUCGGGGGACGCGGCGGAACAGAGGCUCAAGACCGAAGUCAUGCAAUUGCCGCCCCGUGACCGCCGAAGGCUCAAAGCGAUUCCAGAGCGCGAUCCUAAUGAACUUGGACCCAACGAACUGGAGGAUUAUCAUUUGGCGAAACAGAUUAAAUUGCCCAGCCAGGUACCAGCAAGUGCCGGUGGCUUGAAUAAGACGAAUUGGGAACUGGAAAUUCGAAAACGUUAUGCGCAACCUCUGGCAUCGGAAACGGGCGAGUUCCCAGAUGCCGAGUCUAUACAUGCCCGUAUGAUCCCGAUCUGUUACGAGGAGUCGAUCGUCAGCGGUGCGGGUUUUCCCUGUGCCGAGUUCAUGGCAAUCGCUACCGAAACGUUCGUGAAAGAAGUCCUUUCCGUGGUUUUCUCACGCACCCGAUCCAAUGGCCCCUCCGGCACCAUUAACGGCAUGAUGAUGCGGAAAUACCGACAGCAGCUUGAACGUGAAGAGUUGGCAUUUACACGAGGCGAGAUCGUCAAAGACGCCGCUACUGGUUUGCUUCCCGUGGAGGCAAAGGAGGCGAGCAUCCGAAAGCCUUUAGGGGUCCGGGAUCUCCGGCUGGCUCUAGAACUCGGAGGUGGGGUCCUCAGCCAUAUGCCUUUGAUUGUCGAUCAGAUCAUGGGCGGCUAUCUCGAGGACGAGCUCGAAACCGACAAACAAGACCGAGGCGACGAGGUGGCCGAGGCAACCCAUGACGACACGAGGCCGAAUAACUAUACCGACGACAUGGACCUGGACGACGUGGAUUCCGACUGGGAAGGGGGAACAGUGGCAGAUCACAACCAAUUAGGCGCUCUGCUCGACGACUGUCUCUCUAUUGCCGCGUGA